AUGACUGAAGUAAGCUCCGAACCGAAGGUUGUGGAGACUUCCGCAAGACACUCGGAAGAUGGUUCAACUAAUCCCACUUGGAAGCUAAAUGAGGAUGAAAACAACUGCUUAGAUGUGUAUCAAAACCCAGAGGGAGCAGUAAGCCCUGAAGAAAGUGCUAUAACACCAAAUGUUGUGCAAUCGAAAGGAUCUCCAACCCACGAUACAGGAGCUAUUGGGGAUAGAGGGAUACACAGUCCAGAAGUGCAUCAAGAUGAUCUCCAACCACAGCUAAGAAGUGAAGUUAGCUUUACGUCAACAGGUGCUACUGAUCCGCCUCUGUCGUCUGACAUGGAGCACUUUGGCGGAACUCCAACCACCAACGUACAGGAGAGUGGCGUGGAGAGGAAGAAUCCUUCCGAUGUUUCCUCAACCUUUGAGACAGUGGCAAAGUCUGAAACACCACCACCACCACCACCAUCUUUGCAAAAUCUGAAAUCGCAUUGUCCACCACCUCCAACUGCCAGCACAAAUGCGCAUGUCACUCCAAAGUCGGAUGACCUUCCUGCCGGUACAAAAUUAAGCGCUGAAGUAAUCCCCACAACUAAAUCUGAGUUUUCACUUCAAGUUUCCAAAUCUCCUCCAAUCAACCCAAUUGCUCCUGCCAACCGAGGAAAUAACAAGGCAGCCAUAGACAUCAAACCCUUGCAGGAAGAUGAUAAAUCCAAACCCCAAUCAGGUGGGCAGGAAAGCGGUGAGGAAAUACUCUCCUUCAAAGAAAGGCUAAAGCUAUUUGAACAACGAUGCACUACUAGUCAUCCACAAUUCGCCGUGAAAGCACCUUCCGCAGACGGUGUAAAAUCAUCGCAUCAAUUAAAUGAGAUGAAACAAUCUGUUGAUGAAAAGUCAAAUGAAGGAAGCAAGAUUGCACCUCAAAGGACUACUGUCACCGCUACCGCCUCCACGAAGACGUCUUCAAGCAGUCCUAAAUCCGCCCCCAGGAAAGACGAGCAUAGUGAGGUUCAAGACAGCGACAGCGACAGCGACAGCGAUGAUGAUGAUGAUUCAGACAGCGAUUCUACCACGUCCGACAGUGGAGAUAAUGAUAAGGAAGACAAAGAAGAAGAAGAAAAGGAAAGAAUGAUGAGAUUUUGA
Hydatigera taeniaeformis is the source of this 1134-nucleotide messenger RNA. Lineage: Eukaryota; Metazoa; Platyhelminthes; Cestoda; Cyclophyllidea; Taeniidae. The record is from the annotation of a GenBank genome assembly.